GCAGAACCUAUCAGAACUCAGUCACAUAAACACAUCCGCAAACGGAACAGUCAUAGACCUACGAGCCGAAAAGCUUCGUAAAAUAACUUUGAUAUCUAAAAGGAGUUCAGCGUUUUGUAUUCGAGUUUUUUGUUUGGACAUUACUGCGUUUGCAGAUUUCUUUUAGCCCACAACUGGCACUCUAGAUGCAAGUCCGGAUCUACCAAAGGCAACAUGUUUGACACCGCAUUGGGAACAGUCUUGAGCCUGAUGAUGCAGUUCAUCUUCCUGAUAUUCUAUCAGAUCCUGGCACAAGUGGUCCAGCAUCCAUUGAUAACCACUGGACUAUGCCUGCUGGGAGCUUUUGCCUACCACGCCGAUCAGGAAUCACUUAAAGAGAUAUAUCAGCGCGUACCCGUUCUGAUUAGGAUUCCACUUCGAUUUUGGAACAAAUCGAGCUCAAGAUAUCCUGCUUCAGGAUAUGGGUACGACAUGAAUCAUGGUCCGCAUACCUGGUUACCAAGUUCUCUAGAGGAAUCAAACUGCUUCCAGAGCCCAGUCAACAUCGAUGAAACGCAAAUUCAACGCUUGGCCAUAAGGGAGCUGCUGAACUGGAACCACUACGAUGAUCUGCCUGCCAGCAUCACGCUGGAGAAUACGGGUCGGACACUUAUCCUCCGGGCCCAGUUCCACGGUAAUGCACCAACUAUAAGUGGAGCUGAUCUCUUGGCCAGCUACACGUUUUUGGAGCUGCGCUUCCACUGGGGGUGGUGCAACAGCGAGGGAUCGGAGCAUACGAUCAACCACCGAAAGUUCCCGCUUGAGAUGCAGGUGAUGCACAAAACGGGAUCGGGUGUUCCCAGGACGUGCACUAGUAGCUAUGAUCUCCUGAUGAUCGGGUACGUUUUUGACUUGUCCGCCCACAAUCCGUACCUGGAUCCCCUGGUGCAGAAUUUGCGAUUGGUUCAGAAGCCUUGAUCGCGUGUGCAGAUUCCUCCAUUUCCCAUAUCCUACUUGAUGUAUCCCUUUCGAUCCGGGUUCUACUCCUACGGCGGUUCGCUGACCCAUCCGCCCUGCUACCAGGGCACCGAAUGGUUCAUCUUUCCCGAGUCCCUGGCUAUUAGCGACUUUCAGCUGCGUCACUUUCGCCUGCUCCUCGGUCCGGACGGGAUUUCGCCCAUCGCCCGAAACAGCCGACCAGUCCAAAACAUGGGAAAUCGGGUCGUAAGCAUGAACUGCUUCUGCCCGUAUGACGCCGCCCAGUUGUCCAGAAUGCAUGUGGAGCUUUGCCAGCAACAAGCUCAAGAGGAGCACGAGGAGGACCGUAUCGAACAGGAGCAGCAAUUGGAACUGGAGCGCGAAUUGGAGCGGCAGAGGGAACGGGAACUGAAAGUUCAGCAAGAGCGGGCAAGCGAGGCGGCGGCCAUCGCUGCCUCCGAGGACGAGGGCCAGCUGGUGGAGACCAUUGAUACCACGACCAUAAUAACUAGCAGCAGCAACACCAGCAUAUGCAUGACCACGCUUUUGCGCAAGGAUUCGCCCAGGGAACUGGAACAGCCACCUCAGAUGCCCAUGAUGGCUCCCAAUCAGGGUUCAUUUUGCAAUCCCGGCAUUGUGAUUUUCAGCGGCAGCAAUGAAUCCAAGUCCAAGUGCGGCAUCCAUCAGGGUACACCAGAGGAGCUCAUGAUCCAUAACAGGGGCAUUGGAGUGGGAAUGAACUUGGGUGGACAGAACGGCUGCAAGGCUGAUGCCUUUUGCAGCGUGGGCGAUGGCGUCAACAUCGGGGUACGGAUGGAGAUGGUUGAGUAGCAGAUAUGCCAGUACCAACCAUUAUGUCCUCCAUAGACACUCCAUUUGUGGUCCAUGCUGCACGAAGAACCGGUGGGGCUAGAUGGAGUACACGGAACACCGGUCAAGGCCGACUGGGGGCCAACUGCUGCUCUCUGUGUGCCCGGAAGCGAUUGAAUCGCGUGCGCGUGGAUUAAACAAGUUGCGUUUAUAUUUUCUGAAGCAUAA
Drosophila teissieri is the source of this 1995-nucleotide messenger RNA. RefSeq lists its product as uncharacterized. Gene Ontology annotation, cellular component: cytoplasm. The record is from RefSeq and is a predicted model, not a curated record. The transcript has a single exon. Lineage: Eukaryota; Metazoa; Arthropoda; Insecta; Diptera; Drosophilidae. Gene Ontology annotation, molecular function: carbonate dehydratase activity; zinc ion binding.